This is a messenger RNA of Jaculus jaculus (lesser Egyptian jerboa), 1505 nucleotides long. It is a transcript of the gene Nfe2, whose product is annotated as nuclear factor, erythroid 2. NCBI's taxonomy places the organism in Eukaryota, Metazoa, Chordata, Mammalia, Rodentia, Dipodidae. Gene Ontology annotation, cellular component: nucleus. The transcript has 3 exons. Gene Ontology annotation, biological process: regulation of transcription by RNA polymerase II. The record is from RefSeq and is a predicted model, not a curated record. The coding region runs from base 150 to 1265 and encodes 371 amino acids. Gene Ontology annotation, molecular function: DNA-binding transcription factor activity, RNA polymerase II-specific; RNA polymerase II cis-regulatory region sequence-specific DNA binding.
CCGGCCCCGGAGGUGUCAGCUCUGACCCAGCCUCCCGGAGCCGACGCCCGCAGCCUCCUCUCUCUCCUCACCCUGCUUGGAACCCGCCAACAGGUGGUUGGAGCUCUGUGGACUUUGAGGAAACCUGGACCAGAACCUGGCUCAAUAGGAUGCCCCCGUGUCCUCCUCAGCAGAGCAGAAACAGGGCAACACAGCUGCCUGCUGGGGAGCUGGGUGAGAUGGAACUGACUUGGCAAGAGAUAAUGUCCAUCACCGAGUUGCAGGGUCUAAAUGUUCCAAGUGAGCCAUCAUUUGAGCCCCAAGCCCCAUACUCUGGACUGCCACCACCCACAACCUACUGCCCCUGCGCAGUCCACCCGGAUUCAGGCUUCCCCCUUCCUCCGCCAUCGUAUGAGAUCCCAGCAUCCACGUCCCAUAUCCCAGACCCCUCAUACUCCUACAGCAACAUGGUCAUACCAGUGUCCAAACCACUGACCCUCUCAGGCCUGCUCAAUGAGCCCUUCCCAGACCCCUUAGCCCUCCUGGACAUUGGGCUGCCAGCAGGGCCACCCAAGCCCCAAGAAGACCCAGAGUCCGAUUCAGGAUUAUCGCUUAACUACAGUGAUGCUGAAUCUCUUGAGCUGGAGGGGACGGAGGUGGGUAGGCGGCGGAGUGAAUAUGUGGAGAUGUACUCAGUGGAGUACCCCUACCCACUUAUGCCCAACUCCUUGGCUCACCCCAACUAUACCUUGCCUACUGCUGAGACACCCUUGGCCUUAGAGCCCUCCUCUGGCCCUGUGAGGGCUAAGCCUGCUUCACGUGGAGAGGCGGGGAGUCGUGAUGAGCGUCGGGCCCUGGCCAUGAAGAUCCCCUUCCCUACGGACAAGAUUGUCAACUUACCUGUGGAUGAUUUUAAUGAGCUAUUGGCUCGGUACCCACUGACGGAGAGCCAGCUGGCUCUCGUUCGGGACAUCCGACGGCGGGGCAAGAACAAGGUAGCCGCCCAGAACUGUCGCAAGAGAAAGUUGGAAACCAUCGUGCAGCUGGAGCGGGAGUUGGAGCGGCUGGGCAGUGAGAGGGAGAGGCUUCUCAGGGCCCGAGGGGAGGCGGAUCGCACCCUGGAGGUCAUGCGUCAACAGCUGGCAGAGUUGUACCUUGACAUUUUCAAGCACCUUCGAGAUGAAUCUGGCAACGGCUACUCCCCUGAGGAGUAUGCAUUGCAACAGGCUGCAGAUGGGGCCAUCUUUCUGGUGCCACGGGGAACCAAGAUGGAGGUCACAGACUGAGCUGGCCCAGGGUGUGUGGGACAGGUGAUGGGGAUGUUCUUCAUUCUCUUAGAGAAAGGUAUUCCUCAAUACUGGGACCUAGGUUUUUCAGGCCUGAGGACAGAGGCAACCCUGGCAUUUGGAAGCACUAAGUGUGUUCAGUGAGGCUUGCCUGGAGGCUAGUAGAGGGACUUAGCUUCCCAGGCCUCCAGCCUUCACCUCUUGUCUAAGCUUUGGUCUAUAAAGAGCUCUGUGCAAACA